GAGAAAGGAAAGAAGAAAGAAUGAAAGAGUUCAGCCAUUGUUUUUGCAUCAUGCAAGGUGGGCUUUAUUCACUGUAGUUUACAUGCUCAUUUUGUAUGAAAUUUCAGUAAUUCUUGUUUGUGCCUGUUUCUGCAGGCCUUAGAUUAACAGGAUUUGGUAUACAUCAACAAACUCACCUGACCUGGAUAUAAACAGGAACUUCCUGCGAAGGGGUAUGCAGUAAACUGCUUGCUGUCUGAUAUGGAUAAAAGGUCACAGAAACGAAAACAGUUGAAACUAGGGAACAAAACACAGGAAAAAGACUUUAGAGAGAAAGCAGAGAUACAGAAUGUGUGUGCUACAAAUGGGAGAACAGAGCAGUGCUGUGGGGAGCACAGACAGAGACUGGAGUUGUUCUGCCAGGAGGAUGAGACGUUUAUUUGUGUCCUGUGUGUUCCCAGACAUUCCAACCACAGUUUUGUGUUUCUGCAUGAAGUAGUCAAUGUGUAUAAGGACAAAGUCAAAAGAGCCUUAUCAACCAUCCGUUCCAAAGUUGGUGUUCUAAAAAAUGUACAAAAAAAGAAUGACAAGGAACUCGGUGCCAUGCAUGUAGAUGGUUGUAGUUUGCAACAAUACAUUAUACAAGAGUUUGCAAAACUGCAUCAGUUUCUCCAUGAAAAGGAAAAGAAACUCAUUCAACAACUUAAGACAGAAGAAGAAAAAAUUCUGAAUGAAACUGAAGAAAACAUUACCUACAUUAAAAGUGCUGUUACAGCCACCAGCAUUACAAUGGUUGAUGCCAACUUGAAGCCCCAGAAACUAGUAGUAGAGACUCCAGAAGAAAACAAUUUAUGCAUUAAAAAUGAUAUUAUGGCCUUUCAGGAAGCAGUGCCACAUGAGUCUAAAGCUGAAAAACAGGAAAGUGCUGGUUUUCUCACAGUACCAGUAUUGUUUGAGGAUGUUGCUAUUUCUUUCUCAGAAGAGGAAUGGAAGAUGUUGAGAAAACAAGACAAGGAACUUCACAGGGAAGUGAUGGUACAGAAUUAUGAAACAUUAAUUUCUAUUGGAUAUGAAGUCCCAUCAGAGAAAUUAUUAUUGCUUCUUAAAGAAGGUUAUGGGGAACUGCCACAGGAUGAUGCUGUGAGAAAAAAUGCCACAGAAAAGAACCAUAACCCUGAGCACAAGCUGAAUGAUGGAAGCACAGAGUACAGCAUGAUUUGCGGUCAGCAGCAACCAGCACUGGGGUCAUCCGUAUUGCAUCACCAUACAGACAACCUCCACCACUGUGCUCAACUUAUAAAGGGUGCCAACAGGCUUAAUUUCACACCUGCAACACAGCUCCACUCUGGGCUUAACUGUAACAUGCGCUGUGAAUUUAAUGCAAGUCUUGCUGUGCAACAAGGUCCAGCAGUACACCAGCCAUCUUAUGCAAUGGACAAACCAUAUAAAUGUCCUGAAUGUGAUAAGUAUUUUGCAACUGAAGAUAGUUUGAUGGACCAUCAGACCAGUCAUGUGGGGAGCAAACCAUAUAAAUGUACUAAGUGCAGUAAGUGUUUUACACAGAGUUAUAAUAUGGUGCAACAUAUGGCUGUUCACACAGGAGCAAAACCAUACAAGUGUACUGAAUGCAGUAAGUGUUUUGCACGAAGAUGUAAUCUGAUGCACCAUCAGAAUACUCAUAUGGAGAUCACACCAUAUAAAUGCACUGAAUGUAAUAAGUAUUUUACACAGAGUUAUAAUUUGAUGCGCCAUAUGGCUAUUCACACAGGAGUAAAACCGUACAAGUGUCCUGAAUGCAGUAAGUGUUUUUCACGUAAGAGUCAUCUAAUGCAACACCAGCUCAUUCAUACAGGUGCAAAGCCAUAUAAAUGCACUGAAUGUAGUAAGUGUUUCACACACCAGAAGAGUCUAGUUUAUCACCAAGUCACUCACACGGGGAACAAACCAUAUAAAUGUGCUGAAUGCAGUAAGUGUUUUUCACAUAAAAGGGACAUGAUACGCCACCAGGCCACUCACACAAGAGAAAAACCAUAUAAAUGUGCUGAAUGUAGUAAGGGUUUCAUGCACCAAAAAAGCUUGAGAUAUCAUCAGACUAUUCACAUGGAGAACAAACCAUAUAAGUGUACUGACUGCAGUAAGUCUUUUUCAUGGAGCAGUAGCUUGAUACACCAUCGUGCCAUUCAUUCAAAGGGGAAACUAUAUAAAUGUACUGAAUGUGCUAAGAGUUUUUCAUGUAACAGUCAACUGAUUCGACAUCAGGCCCUUCACAGAGGUGAAAAAACAUAUAAAUGUGCUGAAUGUAGUAAGUGUUUCACACAUGCAAAUAGCCUAUUCUAUCAUCAGGUCAUUCACUUGAAGAAGAAAGCAGUCCUCACAAACAUCAAAGACGUUAUUAAGCCCAAUGAGAGGGGAGGUGAUAUUAAAAAUCGAACGGAACAAGCAGAAGCAUCAUGGAUUAUUAGGACUCAGGCACAUUGUUACCCUGGAUUAAAUGACAGGGUACCAUUAAAGCCCACACUUAAAAAAACAGAAGACUAUGAUCGUGAAGUUGUCAAUGUACAGUUAAAAGCAGUUUAUAGCCAGAACAAAGCACUUAAGAAAGAGAUGCAAGUACCAGAAAUGUUUGAGGAUGUUGCUGUAAUGUUCUCAGAAGCGGAAUGGAAGAUGUUAAAAAAACAAGACAAGGAGCUUCACAGGGAAGUGAUGGUACAGAACUAUGAAACAAUGAUUUCUGUUGGAUACAAAAUACCACCAGAGAAAUUGUUACUGCUGCUUAACACAGAUUAUGAUGAACUGCAAAAGGAAGACGUGGUGGGGAAAAAUGCCACAGGAGAAAAGGAUAUUCUUGAAGAAAAACUCAGCAGUAUCAGAAGCAUAGACUGUGGUGUGGGAUGCUAUCAGCAACCAGCACUUGGAAUGCCACUAUUACAUCACCUUAUAGAGAAUCUACAACACUGUGUUUUACCUGCAAAGGGCUCAGAAAGCCUUCCUCUUACACCUGUGCCACAGCUUUACCCAGAGAAUACCUGCAGCAAGAGCUAUUGUUUUGGCACAGAUUUAGCAGGACAGCAAAGUCCACUAAUAAAUCCAAGAUCUUAUACAGCAGAAAAACUAUAUAAAUGCACAGAGUGCAGUAAGUGUUUUUCACAGAGCAGUCAUCUAAAGUGCCACCAGGCCAUUCACAAAGGGGAGAAACCAUAUAAAUGCACUGAAUGCAGCAAGUGUUUUUCAUGGAGCACUAGUUUAAUGCGGCAUCAGGCCGUUCACACUGGGGAGAAACCAUACAAGUGUCCCAAAUGCAGUAAGUGUUUUUCACAGAAUAGUCAUCUGAUUCGCCAUCAGUCUGUUCACACGGGAGUAAAACCAUAUAAAUGUAAUGAAUGCAGUAAGUGUUUUUUACAGAGAUGUGAUAUGAUACACCAUCUAGCAAUUCACACAGGACAGAAACCGUAUAAAUGUCCUGAAUGCAAUGUAUUUUCACGACGUAGUCUUAUGAUGCGCCAUCAGACUGUUCACACAGGGGAGAAACCAUAUAAAUGUCCAGAAUGCAGUAAGUCCUACGGAACAAAGAAAGGACUCCUGUACCAUCAAGACACCCACACAGAUGAAAAACCAUAUAAAUGCACUGAAUGCAGUAAGUGCUUUUCAUGUGUUCGUAGUUUAAAGAGUCACCAGAUCACCCACAAAGGGGAAAAAACAUAUAAAUGUACUGAAUGCAGUAAGUGCUUUUCACGUAGCAGUAAUUUGAUGCGCCAUCUGGCCACUCACAAUGCGGAAAAAACUUACAAAUGUCCUGAAUGCAGUAAGCGUUUUUCAUAUAGCAGUACACUGAAGUACCAUCAGGCCCUACACAAAGCGGAUAAAAAUUCAAAUGGGGAUGUUCCAGGAUGAUUCUUUGUCUCUGCUUUUCUUUUGUCUUGUCCUUAACCCAUCAAGCUAUCCUCUUAACAGAUUAGUCUAGGGUUAUCAUUUGUCUCUUAAAAGCAACUCCGUUUAAAGAUUUCUCUACUUUUUGUGGACAACUUAAAAUUAGCUCAUCAGAUGAGGAGCUGAAAGCACAAAACAACAGAUUUUUGAAAAACAGUAUAUAGAUC
Messenger RNA from Protopterus annectens (West African lungfish), 4073 nucleotides. RefSeq names its product zinc finger protein 99-like. The record is from RefSeq and is a predicted model, not a curated record. Lineage: Eukaryota; Metazoa; Chordata; Ceratodontiformes; Protopteridae. Gene Ontology annotation, biological process: regulation of transcription by RNA polymerase II. Gene Ontology annotation, molecular function: DNA-binding transcription factor activity; RNA polymerase II cis-regulatory region sequence-specific DNA binding; zinc ion binding.